Dermacentor silvarum is the source of this 637-nucleotide messenger RNA. RefSeq lists its product as uncharacterized. The coding region runs from base 31 to 534 and encodes 167 amino acids. NCBI's taxonomy places the organism in Eukaryota, Metazoa, Arthropoda, Arachnida, Ixodida, Ixodidae. The transcript is spliced from 2 exons. The record is from RefSeq and is a predicted model, not a curated record.
GAUCGUGCCGUGUGGCGCAGCGUGUGGCGCAUGGUCGAGCGCCACGCGGGCCAGGUGCCCAUCCAGGAGCUGUACCGACCCGCCCACCUGGCACAGGUGGCCCGCGGGAGAGCCGUGGUGUUGUCGGACCGCACCAGCUUUCGCUACGUGGUAGGCCGCAGCUGUGCGCGUUACCCGCAAGCGCAGUUCUACGUGGCCCGCGAACCUAUCAACACUCUCUCGUUCGGACUGUACGUCAACGCGCGGCUCGACCCACGUUUCCGCCGCGCUCUGGACCAGAGGCUUGGCUGGCUUCGCGAGUCUGGCCUGAUGGGCCUGUGGACAGAGCGCAUGCUUCCCGACUGGGGACGCUGCGCGCAGCGACAGAGGGGCUUCCAGCCGUUGGGGCUGAAGGACGUGCACGCCACCCUGGUGUCUGCUGCGCUGUUGGGUACGGUGAUGCCAUUCCUGGCGCUGGUGGCCGAAAUGCGCAUCGGUCGCCGGCGGCAGCCGCCGAGACUUCGGCGUACGAGACGUGGUCACUUGUGGAAGUAGCUUAUUCAUGGACACUCGUCGUGCACGUGAAGAGCACGUAGCUUGCACAUAACUGUGACAGCGCAUAUAGAUGAUGUAGCAGUCAUAGUGCGCUAUGCAGGAG